AUGGAGACACAGCCAAUUAAAAUUGCACUAGAUGAAGAAAUGGCGGAUAUAUUUAAGCAAGCCACUGGAGAGGAUGGCAAUGCCGAGGCCUAUGAUCUGCAUAUGGGCAUCUUGGAAUUGAGUGUCAGUCUUCGUAACAUUAAUCACGAUGUGGAAAAAUCGGUAAAUUUCUUAGCCAAAAGCGAUACGACCUUUAACAGUUCCCAAGAGCUGGUGUUCCUUAAUGAUUUUCGGAUGCAAUUCAAACUGUUGCAACACGGAAAGGAUCCCGAGGAAAGAACUCUUCACGAGACAAGGGGAGAUUUGUUUAUGCGCCUCUAUAAGGAACUGGUGGACAUAGAGCCUAAUGAAAUAAAACGAUGCGAGUACCUAGCAUUUUUCUAUGAUCUAUUCGAGUCCGUCAAACCAAAACUAAGCGGGCCCCAAGAGUCGUUUACUUAUCGCAUGGAACUAAUCGAUCGUAUGCAUGGCCAGGUUCAAUGCAUACUGGAACGACUCAGUCGAACUCAGAAUGCUAAAGAAAUAUCCUCCGCCUCCAAAGUGAAUAUUUAUUUGGAAUCGAAAAUAGUCCCAAAUGAAGUAGACACAAAAAGCUCAUCUAGGAUUGUGGGCAUGAAUGAGGAAAAAUGCAAUCGAGAUAAAAAAGUUGAGUUACGCAAAGUGCAUACUGAAAAGUUACAUGUUGAAGGUUUUAGUGUAAUCGAAAGUUAUAGAGAAAUAAUUAACUGCCCUUUAGAAGGCAUUAGAUUCGAUGAUGUCAUCACUUUGGUUACUUAUAAAAAUUUAAGAUCUGAACCAAAAGAUCCGAAGCCUUCAAAAAAUGAUUUUCAAAUGGAAUCGAUCUCACCAGAUGUUCAUGAAAACAAUUUUUCUAUUGCUUCACAUGAAGAUUCGGCUUACAUUUCUUUUAUGGAUCGGGUCUUUCUAUCUGUAAAUGAUUCUUUUGCUUUUUUUAAUGAAAAAGGCACAGACAAAAAUGAUGAAUUGCCCAAGGAACUAAAGGUAUCUAAAAGUUCUUUAAAUAAAGACUUAAUCUUUGAUCGGAGAGAUGUUGAGAAUAUUGUUCCGUUUACCAUAGAAAAAGAUCGAAUAGGUCAUAAAAUCUCCAUAAAUUCGGAAUUCAAGCUGUAUGAUUCUCAUAGUUUUCCUAAAACUACUCAACCUUUUAAUUAUAAUACUACUGCUACUUGUUCAACGAAAAGUUCAUAUAAAGGAGCAUGUAAAAUUCCUAUAGGAAUUCAUUCUUGUAACUUUCCCCUCAAAAAAAAUUAUAAAAAAAAACUCGAUUCAAUAAAUGAAGUACUGGAAAAACAAUUGCCGGAUACAGAAAACAAAUUUCAAACGUUAUCUGAACCUGAAAAAAUGGAAGCCGAUGGAAAAAGCACCAUACAGAAAAAGAAUUUGAAAUCGCCAACCGUAUCGACAAAGUUGGAGGAUCAGAGUCUGAAUCAACUAAGACAAGCAGUAAGUGAUAUAAAGAUAAAUAUUUUGAAAGAAGUGGACAAGUCCCUGGAACUGACCCAUCAAAAUUCUUCUCACAUACUUUUGAGCAAACCGUCCAGGGAAAUAGCUAAAAACGAGCCGAAAAACUUCUUUCGAAAUUCCAGAUUUACAGACGUGCUUCGAUGGCAAUACCCAAGAAAUAUUUAUCCGCCCAAGGAUUCGGUCAAUAAAAUACUCCAAAACAAAUCGUGUAAGUCUAAUUACUCGUCAGUGAGUUCAAAAAAGGUUUCAUCAAACCCAAAUCCUAGAAAUAAGCUUGAUAAGCCCAUGUCGAAAUUGUAUAAAAAAAAUCAAACAGCUCCAUUACAUAAAGAAAUGGCCAAAUGUGAUGAUGGCUCAAACGAUAUCUGCAAUGUUGAGACAACACCAGUAAAAUCUGAACAAUAUUUUGCUAAAGAGGGUUAUGAGGAAAUUACUGAACCGAUAUUAAGUGAAAUUAGACAGUCGGCUGGAGAAUUUCAGCAGAAAGUUAUAAAAGAAGAGGAGGCUUCAAACUGCUUGCUGGUUGAAAACAGCAAAAAUAAGGAUAUGGCAGAUCAUAUAGUAGAUCCUAAAGAUUUAAGUUCAUCAACUCAUAAUUUAAGCAUUGAUACUUGCGAGGCAUGUUGUGAUCCGGAUAAUCUGGAAAUGAUUUCUCCGAUUUUCAGUCAAGUAAAUCAAACGGUUAGAGAUGUUAGGCUAAACGUUCCAAAUGAAAUCGAUAACGUUUUAGAGAAGAUGGAUAAGUUUUUGUCCGAUAUUUCCAGUAUAAAUAUUACUAUUAAAGAUGAAGACGUUGAAGAGGAUUCGCUCAUAGAUAUUGAAGGUUCGAAAGAACUUAGCCCAUCUUCAUGUAAUUUAAGCACCAAUACCUUGGAGGGGUUCUCUGAUAUAGGUCAAAGGUUAACUGCAGGUCACCCGCCCGAUGAUCAAUACAAACUUUCACCGAUAUUAAGUCAAAUUACGCAAACGGUUACUGAUGUCAAGAUCAACAUUUUGAAUGAAGUGGAUAAAUCUUUGUCGGAAAUAACCUUAGGUGUUUCUGACAUUUUAAAGAAUAGAGAAUCUAAAGAAUAUUUUAGAAAGCAGCAUGAAAGCCAGGAAAUAAUUUAUACAACAGCUGAAAGUACUUUAAUUGAUUUGUCUGAGGAAAGUGUGGUUAAGGUAAAUCCAUCGAAGAAUGUUAACACAUCUAUAUCUGAAGCUAUACUUGGAAAACAGCCCCCGAAAAAUGUAAGCCAAAAGUCAGAAACUUCAGAAUUAAGCGAAUGCUCUGAAAAACAGCUGUCCAGUAAGGACAGUAAUCAAAUUCUUUACUUAUGCAAAAAUUGUAAUGUAAAGGUGGACUAUUCAAAGGAGGAGGAUAAAUACUUUGCAGAAGGAUUUUGUAUAAAAAAAAGAAAAUGCAAUGUGACUGAGGCUACUUCCGUAGAAAGUGAGUUCAUUAGAAAAUCUAGACCAAAAUGGCACCAUCAACGUUAUGUCAUUGCCGCCCCUCGCGUUAUAAUUAAGUCCUUUAAGUCGAACCCUGCAUAUGAGUGGGUCCCUGAUGAUCCAAAUGCUCCCGAUUUAUAUGAACAACUGGAUCAAUUUUUCGAGAUCACGGGACACAAAAAAUACUGUGCAGGCUGUGAAACAAUUACCGCAUCGAUACAAGCCAAGCUAAGUCAGGUUCUACAACGUGUCAUAAGAGAAGCACCCGAGGAUGUGAACUUUCCCGAUUUGAUAACUAUUGUUGGAAAAGGAAAGUUGGAACAGCUGCUCACUAGAAAGGAAAAAACCGUAUAUGAAUCCUUGCGCUGGCAGGCGAGGGAUAAAGGUGAUCAGGAUUUAUCUGCAGAGUCACUAUUCACGGAUGCUCUUCAUGGAAUGAUGGGCUACGGAUCGCCCCACUUGAAGGUAUCGCCAUUAACAGGAAGACUACUAUUGUGUUCACCUCAGCAUCAGAAGAGCAUAAGUGAGUCCUAUCUGCUGUUGACCAUCGGUCACUUGGGUUACUUUUAUCGGGAGCUGAAAGGACAUCAGGUAAUGCUUGCCGAACAGGGCGAUACUGCUGUUGCGCUUAGAAAAUGUCUACAAAAGUAUCUACUCAAUUUCCACCAAUUUUAUGAGGCACAGAAAAGAAAUCCCUGCUCACUGCUUUCCUUGUAUCAGAGCACUCGAGAUUUUCAGCUGCAAUUUGAGUGGUUACUAGAGGUGUUUAACAAUGUUCAGAAAGCAAAGUCUGCUGUGGUAUCCCUUUAUGAGGAAUCAAGGCGAAGAACCGGAUAUCAAAGAAACUUACUACUCAAAUGGUUAAGAGUGGUAAUUCAACCAUUUAUAUUUAAUCUUUACCAAUGGCUUUUGAACGGUCGACUCCCUUCUGCUAAUCUCGAUAAGUUUCUCAUUGAACAAACUAAAUCUUCAAAGAUAGAAGAAUUUUGGCAAAAUCGCUACUGCAUCACAGAGUUCUUCUCUGGUAUUUUCGACCCGCAGCUAAGUGAAAUUCUGAUAAGUGUCGGCAAAACUCUGAAAUACUCAGAUAAGUAUUUGGCCAUUAACGUUGAAACUUGUCUGCCUAGAAAAGAACUUCGCUGCAUGUUGUUAGAGACAUUCGAUCAGUUCUUCCGGCAUGGCGAUCAGGAACCACUCUACAAUUUUGUUAGAAAACUGCACUUGGAAAUUUCCUGCAAGGUUCUAAAACAUCUUCGUAAGAUUAAGACCAGUCCGGAGCACCUGUUUUCUGAGCUGCAUAGGUACAUAAUGCUUACGGAUCAUGAGUUUACCAAUGAGUUCCUCAAAAUGUUCGAGCCCAUCCUUAGUGAUACCGAGAGUUCCUUCAAUAUACAACUUUUUAACGAAAUGAAGGAUAAAAUGUUGCACAAACCAGUUCCGGACAUCUAUAUUGAUAAGAGCCAGUCCGAGGGAUCCAGGUGUUGGUCAAUGCUCAUACUCCGAUGGAAGAUGCCAGUUCAUUGGAAAGCUUUACUCGGCGGGGAUUCCAAGGAGUAUGAGGCUAUCUUCAGCGCAAUGUGGAGAUUCCAUUACGUUUACUAUGUGCUCUGUGAAAGAGUACAUAGGCAACAGAUGCAGUUUCGCAAUCGUAUUGAAUUCAAAUAUUUUGAAGACCUUAAUGAGACAUUUAAAUGUUUCUCCAAGUUGAUAAACGCCUGUAUGCGCCUGAUGAGUGUUCUAAGGGAGUAUUUCUUUAACCAUCUAUUAGAGCCAGCAUUCGCGAAACUUUUGUUGGCCUGCGAGCACGCAAAUACCGUCGACCAAUUACUGGACGCCAAUAGAAAAUAUUUGAGAACCAUCAUGUUUGGAUCCCUGCAAGCAAAAAAUCUACGAAAAUCCCAUCAAUAUCUGGGGCGACUUUAUGAUCUCAUACUAAAACUUGAUGACAAGCAGCAAAAGUUCCUAAAACUAAGUCAAAAUUCAGAGGACUAUGUGAUUAAAGUUCGUGCGCACAAACCACAAAGCAUAGUUUCCAACUUUUACAGGGAACGAAUGCUGCAGUUUCGUUGGACCUGUCAAAAUUACUCGGAUGUAAUCAAGGAGAUGAGAGAUCAAUUUGAUUUGACAAUGAUUAGUUUUUUAUUUAGUCUUCAUUUAGCUGCUGACGACUCAUUAAGGAGGCUAGUCAAAAGAUUGGAUCCCGAGUGCUAUUAUAUGGAAAAGGAUAAUAGAUUGGGUCUAGUACAGUUUUUCGAGUUUAAGAGGAAGACACAAAAAAAAUGA
Molecule: messenger RNA, 5199 nt
Organism: Drosophila erecta
Lineage: Eukaryota; Metazoa; Arthropoda; Insecta; Diptera; Drosophilidae
Exons: 4
Molecular function (GO): gamma-tubulin binding
Source: RefSeq, a predicted model, not a curated record